Molecule: messenger RNA, 3365 nt
Organism: Xyrauchen texanus (razorback sucker)
Lineage: Eukaryota; Metazoa; Chordata; Actinopteri; Cypriniformes; Catostomidae
Gene: paics
Product: phosphoribosylaminoimidazole carboxylase, phosphoribosylaminoimidazole succinocarboxamide synthetase
Exons: 15
Coding region: 113-3208 (1031 amino acids)
Biological process (GO): 'de novo' IMP biosynthetic process
Molecular function (GO): phosphoribosylaminoimidazolesuccinocarboxamide synthase activity
Source: RefSeq, a predicted model, not a curated record
UCAGUCGUCUGGUUGCCUUGGACACUGAGCUUAAAGUCAACGGGGAGGGGGAGCAGAGAGGAUAAAGGCAGAGUUGAACAAACAGAAGCCAUUUCUAGGCAAGCUUAGAAACAUGGAGCCUGAAACAGCCCAACACAGGAAUGCUGGGGAGGAAAAGAAGCAGAGAGGAAAAGCUGGACAUUGGAGAGGGGAAGAUGUGAAAGCUCUGCUUUCAGUGUGGAGGGAGAGACAGGCGUGGGAAGAGGAAGAGAGCAAGGCCAAGUAUGAGGCCAUCUCAAGCCGACUGAGAGAGCUUGGGGUGUGUAAAGACUGGGUUGAGUGUAAGGCCCAGAGUAGGAGCAUGGCUCUUCCAGACUGGAGGCCUACACAGACGGUCUACAAACAAGCUUCCGCAGAUACUAGAUCACUGACCCAAAGGCCUUAUGUGGCAGAUGAAGAGCCAAUGGCUCCCAAUAGAAGAGAGGAGUUUACUUCCCAAGCAAGUCUUCAGGAAGUGCUGGAUGGAGGCCGACACUGGUCUGACAAGGAGGUUCGUGCUCUUCUAAAUGUCUGGUCAGAUAAGGAGGUUCAUAAGCAACUCCAACGCUCCCACAGAAACAAGGCCAUCUUCCAGGAAAUGGCACAUCGUCUAGAGCAGCAACAUGGCGUUGUCCGAGACUGGAGACAAUGCCGCACCAAAUACAAGAACCUGAAAUACGACUACAAAGUCAGCAAAAGCCAAGGCCGACCAAUGAGGUUCUUGGCUGAGCUUGAUUCCAUUUUGCAGGGCAAAGACAUUGAAGGGGGUUUUGAGGGGGUGGACUCGCCCAGGAAAAUACCAGACAGAGACCCUCUGGCUACAGGGCGUGAACCUGGCAAAGAACAGGUUAUCAAGAUUGAUGAUGAUGAAAGUCUGGCAGAGAUGCAAACAAUAAUGAAUACUGCAGCCCAUCCUCUGAUUGGAAGAGAAACAGCGACAACAGCAGCAGCAAAUGAAAUGAAUGUAAUCACGGUGCAUGACUCUGGCAGAAACUGGAGUGAGGAAGAGGUGGCAGCGCUGCUUCAAAUCUGGGCUGAUGAAAGCAUUCAGCGACAGCUACAAGGUUCAACCAGAAAUAAAGACAUUUUUGUGCAAAUUUCACGCAGGCUUCUUCAGCAGGGUGUAGAAAGAGACUGGAAACAAUGUCGCACCAAGUAUAAAAACCUGAAAUACCUCUACCGUUCUCUGCAGAGAGGAAAGGCUGAUAUAGGAGAUCCUCGCCGCCUCAUGAGGUUUUACGAACAACUGGAUGCCCUUUUAUCAAAGCCUUCUAGAAAUCGUAUGAGUUAUGCGGAGUUCAAUUCUAGGAUGUUCAGUCCUCCAGAAUUUGAGGAGCAUUCCGUGGUGGGAAUUCCACAGGUGGAUAAUGACAUUGUUGCUGUUAGAUAUGACCAGCCACCUACGAAUGAGACCAAUUUGAGAUCUCCAGUCAAUACUGCAAGGGUUUUUCAGAAUCAAGCUGGGACCGAAAGCAUUUUAACAGAGUCAGAUGAAGUGACAAACAUGCAAUUUGGGAUGCCUGAAUUGAAUUCCAUGUUGGUAAGAUCAGUUAGCAGUCCUCAGAUCGAGUAUGAACACCAUCUAUCCUCUGACUCAGUCACUGCAGUUAUAUAUGACAACGGUCCGAAGUACACAGACAGCAUUGACACAACAUACACAAGAGGAGAGCGGGUGGUGGCCACCAAAGGCAGAAAGAGGAAGGCUACAGACGAAGGAGACCGUUUGGUAAGCAAACAGUUUCAUCAGAGCACUGAUGAUGGAGAAAGCAGCACAGACUGGUCGGAGAAUAUAGACUUCCAAUGUAAAGAAGAGGAUGAUCAAUACAUUCCGAUCAUGGAGAUCACCUCUGUUUGUUCUAUGGCGUCUAAUGCAAUCACGGCCGAACAAUCGGAAAAACGAACUUCAACAAAAAUGUCGAACACAUCAGAAUUGAAACUAGGUCCGAAACUGAACGAGGGUAAGACCAAGCAGAUCUUUGAGCUUGUGGAUGAGCCGGGUCAUGUUCUGGUCCAGUCUAAAGAUCAGAUCACAGCGGGCAACGCGGUUCGGAAGGAUCAGAUGGAGGGCAAAGCUGCUAUUGCCAAUAAGACCACCAGCUGUGUGUUCAAACUUUUGCAGGAUGCUGGUCUCAAGACCGCAUUUGUUAGACAGCAUUCUGAGACCGCUUUUGUGGCGACCCGCUGUGAGAUGAUACCCAUUGAGUGGGUUUGCAGACGGAUUGCCACUGGCUCCUUCCUCAAACGAAACCCUGGGGUCAAAGAGGGUUACCGUUUCUCUCCUCUAAAGAUGGAGAUGUUCUUUAAGGAUGAUGCCAAUAAUGAUCCACAGUGGUCAGAGGAGCAGUUGUUGACAGCUGGUUUUGAGUUGGCAGGCCUGACCAUUGGACGCUGUGAGGUGGACAUCAUGAGCAAAAGCACAGUUGCCAUUUUUGAAGUCCUAGAGAAGGCUUGGGCCACACAGGACUGCACUCUGGUGGAUAUGAAAAUUGAAUUUGGUGUGAAUGUGACCACUAAAGAGAUUGUGCUGGCUGAUGUGAUUGACAAUGACUCUUGGAGACUUUGGCCAGCUGGGGAUCGCAGCCAGCAGAAAGACAAGCAGGUGUACCGUGACCUGAAAGAAGUCACUCCUGAGGCCAUGCAGGUGGUGAAGAGGAACUUUGAGUGGGUUGCUGAGCGAGUCAAGCUGCUCUUGGAGUCCCAGGCGAAAGGAAGGGUUGUAGUUCUAAUGGGUUCUACCUCAGACGUGGCUCAUUGUGAGAAGAUCCGUAAAGCUUGUGCCUCCUAUGGAAUUGCCUGCCACCUUAGAGUCACCUCAGCCCAUAAAGGCCCUGAUGAGACCCUUCGUAUCAAAGCUGAAUAUGAGGGCGAUGGAGUACCCACCAUCUUUGUUGCAGUUGCAGGGAGAAGUAAUGGCUUGGGUCCUGUGAUGUCAGGGAACACGGCCUACCCUGUUAUUAAUUGUCCCCCUAUUACCCCUGACUGGGGUGCUCAGGAUAUUUGGUCCUCUCUUCGCAUGCCAAGUGGUCUGGGCUGCUCCACAGUUCUGUCUCCUGAUGCUGCUGCCCAGUUUGCAGCCCAGAUUUUGGGUCUAAAUGACCACAUGGUUUGGGCCAGACUUCGGGCCUCCAUGCUGAACACCUGGAUCUCUCUGAAACAGGCUGACAAGAAACUACAAGAGUGCUGCCUGUAAAGGGCCGGCAUUUUCAUUUCCAUAACUCGCUAUGCACAUUUAGUUCAUAUAUUUUGUCUACACACCUGUCACUACCUUAGAAAAAGCCUAUGUGAAAUGCUGACUUCGCAAUAAUAAUAGAAUAAUUCCAUUUCAUUAAUAAACAUUCCUCAAAAUA